AUGAAAUUGACGGGUCUCGAUGACGAACAACGAAGUCGACGAAUCUUGGAAAAGGCACGUAAUGAGGAGGAUGAAUAUGAUUCGAAAAAUCAACGUCAACAAAUGGAAUCAUAUUAUGCCACUGCACAUCGGAUUAAAGAAAAAAUAGUGAAGCAACAUAGCACACUUGGAGCUUCUGAUCCGAACUUGCAAUUGAAACCAUAUCAGGUUGCUUUAAUCACUUACUUGAUGGAAGUUAAGAAAGUUAAUGGACCUUAUUUAAUAAUUGUUCCCCUCUCAACUAUUUCAAAUUGGAAAAUUGAAUUGGAUAAAUGGUCACCGCAUGUUGUGAAAAUUAUUUAUAAAGGAGAUAAAGACCAACGAAAGAGAUUGGAACCGUAA
This is a messenger RNA of Meloidogyne enterolobii, 381 nucleotides long. Lineage: Eukaryota; Metazoa; Nematoda; Chromadorea; Rhabditida; Meloidogynidae. The record is from the annotation of a GenBank genome assembly.